Cuscuta campestris is the source of this 2394-nucleotide messenger RNA. The record is from the annotation of a GenBank genome assembly. NCBI's taxonomy places the organism in Eukaryota, Viridiplantae, Streptophyta, Magnoliopsida, Solanales, Convolvulaceae.
GUACCAAGGUUCUUGCUCUCGCAAAUAGUGGUGACAUUGAACAAAGUGAUAAGAUACUCCGCCUCAAAAACACGUACUACAUAAGCAAUGCUGCUGCCAUGCCUAACCAAGUAUAGUGGUGAUCCCCCAUCCGCAAACUAUAAUUACAUUUAGAUGUAGAGUAAAAAGACUUGGAUUGAGGCAGCCCCAAAAUCAGAAAAAAUUCAGGCAACAAAUGAGACAGACACUAUCCUCACACAAUUCUUUGACUUCUAUGACUUAUGCGGUUCUAAAACCCCAAUCUAUUUCAUGGCCAUUGUGAUUCAGAGAAUGCCCAAAGAGUAUGUCUCCGUUCCUGGACAUGCCAAAACCGCACAUGAUUUCAUGCUUGUGAAUGAAGAGGUUCAUGCCGAGUCUUGUUUAUUGGCUGGAACUUGGCGGUGCUUUCAACAAAAUAGAAAUUUCAAUGCCUCCACCGAUCAACAAAAAGGAAAUUUCACCAUGUACCCGUAUUGGUUUUCCUCUUUUUGUCAGAUAUCUCCCAAAAACAAUUGGCUUAAUAUGAACUGCUGCACUCUAAUCAAAACCACACUAUUACAAAUAGGUGCUUAAGGCCAUGUGACAUUCAAAUUCCACUAAACCGGGCUAUAUUUACCAUGUCAAAUGCCACAGACAAUGGUUGGUCUUCAUUCUUGAAGCCUGUUAAUGUCAUAUUCAUUGCUUUUGUACUUAUUCACAAUUUUUAAACAUGGGAAUAGCUGAAUGCACCCCUGCAAUUGGUGUUUGGGUUAGGUUCUGGGCAGGGAUUUUGUUUCUUACUUUGGGGAUUGGACCUGAUUUUGGGUUUGGUUUUGGGUUAGGUUCUAGGUUGACUUUUAACUUUAGUGUUUGACAAUCAAAUUUGCGUUAGGUUUGCGGGUGCAACCCGUUGGAUUUUAAUUUUUAGGUCAGACUCUAGGUCGUGUUUUGAGUUAAGGCAAUUGCGUUUUACUGUCUUGUUUUUUGUUGUGGUUCUAAAUACUAUCAAAAUGUUGUGGUUCUAAAUACUAUCAACCUCAGAUUUCCAGAUUCUAGGCGUUGCGUAUCAGAUGUGCAGAUUUCCUGUAUGAUUGAAUCGUCUUCUCUGAUUCCUCGUCUUGUAUUUAUGGAUCCUUCCCUUAAUAAUCCCCUGCCAAUUAUUUCAGCAUGUAAGUUGGGCUAUUUAUAUUUGAUUUUGGGAGAUGGGAUGAGACACCAUCUCCAAGAUUCCCCCUAGGUAUAUUCUUAUGAGUUCUUUGGCUUGUUCUUCUCUUUGUUGUUUGUUUCUAUGGGCUGAACCUGCAACAGUUUGGAAAAUUAUUCUUUAGGUAAUUUAAAUUCCAUGAAUUCAAGAGUGCUCAAAUUCAGAUGUGUAUUCUUCGCACAUUACUUCCUUUGAACAUUCUGCUUAAUAACUUGCAAGGUUUUGACUAUAAAGAAUACAUUUUUUAGCAGUUUUUAAAUUAUGACCUGUUUUUUACGUCUUUGUCAUCCUGUUUGGAACUGAAAAAUGAGAGGUGUGCCAUGUGAUUUUUUAAAUUUCAAGGCUAUAAAGUAAGGAGUGAGUGGGAGUGAGUGUUGGACUCUGGUAAAGGUUAGGAGUGAGUGUUGGACUCUUGAAAUCCAUUAUGCAAAUGGGUUAGAAUGGUUGGGUAUACACAAUUCUUUUCCCACAUUUCCUGAACCUAAAACAAGAUAACUUACAAUUUAACAUCAAUUUUUCAAAGUUGGGAGAUUUAAAGUAUUCUAUGUUUCUUAUGGAUUUGAAUUGUUUUGUUUUUUUAGACUUGGGUAUAAUGACCAUAUCACAUUUAAAAAUAUUGAACCAGCAUGUUUAGAGGUGUGAAAAAAAUACAGUAGCAAUUUCAAGUCUAAAGGGUAUGAACACAGAGUCUUUGAACUCCCUUUAUGGGUUAAAAAUCUAAAAUCAUAAAUCAUUUUUUGUUCUGAACUAUGUUUAACUUUCUCAAUUUCCAGUUUAUUUUAUCAUAUUAGGUUGUGGUGUCAUACCUAGGUUCACAAUAUGUGUCUUCCUUCAACGAUCUUUUAGUUUUAAUUUUUGUGACCCAACACGAAAACAAACCCAAAGUCUAAACCCAAAACUCAAAACCCAACCAACGAGCCCCAAAAACCAGCACCAAAACCCAGCCUAAAUUAUUAAUUUUAGUGACCCGACAACCCAGAUACAAAACCCCAUCGCAAAGAUAGACCCAAACUCUUAAUCCUAAAGUCAAAUGACAACAAAAAGGAAUGGACAUGGAAGGUGGAAUGAUCAGUGGAAUAAAUGACAACAAAAAGGAAUGGACAUGUAAGGUUAGAGUUGUGGAGAAACGGAACAUCAAAGACUCAAGGACGAGCCCUAACAAGUACAGACCUUUUAUAUUGCAGGAUGAGGAG